CUGUUGUGAUACAUACUUAUACAUUCCUCAAGUCUUACUUGUGUUAUGGAAAUCGGUCUCAUUUUAUUUUGAAACACGUGAGCGGAAGUCGUGUAUUUGUACUGGCUCAGGCUUUGGCGCUAGUGAAUCAACGUGUUGGCUACAUUGCGUUGCACUGAUGCUGCGCUUGCUGUGUGGAUCCAGUCUCCUCCAUCCAUGCUACAGCGGCGGUAGAAGCGUCCUACUUACUACCCAGAAACAGCACCUCACGGCGGGGACCCAGUGACGAAGCACCGCCCGCUUAAUAGCCGCCCCGCCCGGCGUAUGGACAGUCCGGCACAAUGACAGAGGAUUUGUGGGUGCCUCUGUCGUAUACCAACAACAACAGGUCGCAUGGAUAAUCCCACUUCAGCCCUGUCGUAUCAUCUCCUGUUUAGGAUGAUUAGAGCGCCGCUGUCGGCUUGAUGUGGCCGGAGAGCAGAGCGGGAGCGGGGCUUCUCGUCCUGGACAUCGACUGAGAGAUAAAACGGCGUGGAGCAGGUGUAGUGUGGCUGGAGGGCUUAGCAAGAUGGAAAUAGAUGCCCUUUUUCGCUACUAUUUCCAGCACCCGUGGUCCCGUCUCAUUGUGGCGUACCUCGUCACCUUUUUUAACUUCCUAAUUUUCGCCGAGGACCCCAUCUCUCACAGUCAGACAGAGGCCCAUAUGAUUGUGGUGGGGAACUGUUUCUCUUUCCUCUUCAACAAGUACCCAGGCCUCGGGUGGAACAUCCUGAAAGUAAUUUGCUGGAUACUGGCCAUUAUCACUGGCCUGUUAGCCGGGAAGUUUAUAUUUCACCGCCAGCUCUUUGGUCGAUACCUGCGCCUGAAAAUGUUCCGCGAGGAUCAUGGCUCCUGGAUGACCAUGUUCUUCAGCACCAUCCUCUUCCUCUUCAUCUUCUCACACAUCUACAACCUAUUCCUGCUGAUGGCUGGGAGCAUGGAGCCUCACAUGGUGACAGAAUACAUGGGCAUCAGGAAUGAGAGUUUUAUGAAGAUUGCUGCUGUGGGGACAUGGAUGGGAGAUUUUGUCACUGCCUGGAUGGUGACAGACAUGAUGCUCCAGGAUCAGCACUACCCAGACUGGGGCAAAGCUGCCAGAAGGUUCUGGAAACAAGGCAACAACAGGAUCGUCCUAUUCUGGACAGUUCUCAUCUCUCUGACAUCGGUAGUGGUUCUGGUCAUCAGUACCGACUGGAUCAGCUGGGACAACCUGAACCGAGGCUUCCUGCCCAGUGAUGAGGUCUCCAGAGCCUUCCUAGCUUCCUUCAUCUUGGUCUUUGACCUUCUCAUUGUCAUGCAGGACUGGGAGUUCCCUCACUUCAUGGGUGACCUGGAUAUGAAUCUACCAGGAAUGUCUACAACGCAUGUGAAGGUUAAGCUUCCUGUCUGCAAGCGCAUCUUUAAAGAGGAGUACCACAUUCAUAUCACAGGUAAGUGGUUCAACUAUGGUAUCAUCUUCCUCGUGCUGAUUUUGGACCUUAAUAUGUGGAAGAACCAGAUCUUCUAUAAGCCCUAUGAAUAUGGGCAGUAUGUUGGGCCUGGUGAGAAGAUCUUCACAGUGGAGGAGCCAGAAACCCUCAAGGACUUCAAUCACAGCACACUCACCUACGAGUGGCGCUCCACCAACGUUGACCCUAGGACCAACUUAACCUACGUGGAGCGGGACAUGUUCCUCCACAGCCGCUACAUUGGAGCCAGCUUGGAUGUGAAAUGCCUGGCCUUUAUUCCGAGCCUAGUGGCGUUCGUACUCUUUGGGUUUUUCAUCUGGCUAUUUGGUCGAUUUCAGGACAGUGAGACCUUCACAGAAAAUCCAGACAAGACUUACGAAAGGAUAAAGAGGAAGUCGCCAUCCGAGUACAGCAAGGAAAUGGGCGCGACGCCAGAGGAGACACAUGUCACUGUGAGCGAUAGCCUCAAACGAUCAGGAACGCCGAUGCUUCUGUCGGUGGACGGGCCGCACUUUGGAGCGACACCCUCUACGAACUCUACGAUUUCCAUGGAAACCCAAGAGACACAUCCGAGCAUUGUGAUCGACAGCACGGAGCAGGAUGAACCGGCAGUCUCUUUCGAUGUUCACAAAUUCUCCCCGUGACUUGAUGAACCUCUGAAACUUUGUACCUGCAGACAAGUUGGAACCAACAUGGUCAAUGGUAAACAACUCGAGCAUGUUUAUUCAGGACAGCGCGAGGUGACAGAGGAGGAUCUUUAACACAAUUCUUCAAGUGAAGGACAGAGUGUUAUUUACCAAGCCUAACCUUGAUGGCUGUUCCAGUCAUAUUAAUAUAUUUUUGUACCAAAAGCAUUUUAAAAGUCUUUAAAUGGCACCAAUUCUGAUACAUAGCAGAUCCAUUGCAAAACCUCAACUGACCAGGUGCUACCUUGGAUUUUACAUUUUCCUAAUUCGAUUUUGUCAAGGUACACUAAUGGGUGCCUGUAACAGAGAACUAUUUCUACAGAUGUGACCUUCGGUUAGUGGAGUUUUAUUGUUUCAAAACAGUGUUAUAACUACAGCAGUGCCUUGAUAUUUCAUAUAUUCAGAUACGCAAAGCAUAUUCUAAACAGCCUGUGUGACUAUAAGGAUCUGCUUUACUAAUGUCUGACAUACUGUAUGCUCUUAUCAUAUUGACAUCAUGUUACCUCAUUUGAUCCUAAAACUUUAUCAUUUUAAUUUAUUCUCAUGUGAUGUCACUCUUACUACGUUUUAAUUGUGUUUAUGACCAUCGGUGCACGGUGACGACCUCCUCAUUUACCCUCACUUGAUUUUAGUUGCAAAGAUAAUAAAUGCAAUCAGCAGAGAUCAAAUAGCUAAGCAGCAAGCCACCUCAUGAUUGCUUAUGUGGCUGCUGCACCUUUACUGAAUACCAACAGAGGGAGAAAAGGUGGUUUUUGCCCUUGGCAUAAACAUAAAUGUAAACCAUUGAAGUGCAGCGGUGACUUCUCCAAAGCUCAGGGCUUCUUUAUGUAAAGCUAAAAGUUGUAAAAGCAGAUUUUGUUUUCUGUUUUAUUGCAUGAAAGAAAAGGUGCAUUAUCCUACUGUAAAAGAAACCCUCAUUUCAAACAUAACUAAAAGCUGCAGCAUUUAAGCUUAAACUGGCUUUAAUGUGUAAAAGUGUUUGUACCUCUAAAUUUGGGGGUUGUUUGGUCCAAAAACUUGUUGUUUUUUGUUUUUUUUAUACAAUAAAAUAACCAUCUAAAUUAAGUUUGUUGUUAAUUAUAUAAUGAACUUGCUCAUGCUUUUGACCAAAGAUGCUCAGUCAUGCAGUAUUUUGAACAUAUUUGCAAGAAAAUGUGAUGAUUUGGGACAAAGACAUGUACACACUGAGACAACGCAAGAUAGCAUGUGUUCUUGUUGUACUCUGCAUUGAUGUAUAAUGCACAAUAUUACACUGUGGCUGCAGAAAUAAGAAACUAUGACAUAUAUCUAUAUGAUAUUUCUCAAAUAGUCUGCUUUGUUUGGCAAUGAAAGCUACAGCAGUCAUCAUGUAACAGAAUAUGACCCGAUUUCUUACAGUUUGUAAACUAUUAUCUACAGUACAAAUUAAUAUAAUUACAUUCACAUUAAUGGAUUAUCGUUUAAUUUUUUUAUCUUUAAUUUUUGAAAUCACCAAAAUAAUUAAAAUGUCUUUUUAUUUAAGGUUGAGGUCCUAUUCUGGUAGAACAUUAUACAGUGGAGUUUCCUGCGUUUGUGUUUUUGUGUGUGUGAACUGGAAGCAGAGCGAGAGAGAGAUGUCCACUUGUGUCUGUACAUGAUGUUUUAUACUUAACAGUCCAUGUGGGUGAUUUGUGUGUGUGUGUGUGUGCAGACGCUUGUGAAGUGUGUAGGUGUUUGCUGCUACACUUCUUUUCAACAAAGGCCAUUCUGUGAAGAGGUCAAUUUAUUCAGCAUAAUUGGUUUGCAGCUCUUGGUUUAGUAAUUAUCCUUUUAUACAUUAAAGCUCUGUGAAGACAUUAGAUAUUAGUGUUUUACCAAAGGGCAGAACCUCUUUGGACAUGAAGGGGCUCUAAUAUGUUUGGAAUGCAGCUGUAAUUGUUUGGGUUAAAAGUGAGGCCUUUGUCUUGUUCGGACUGUUUUCAUUGUGUCGUGCCGCAUAACUGACAAUUCCUACAAGUUCCUCUCUGUUUUUUGAAGCAGAGGAGAUUGUUCAGUGUUUGCGCAGUGUACUGUACUACUGUUGAACCUUGUGCUACCAAGAAAUUAAUAAAUUUUUUACAUUCUG
Oreochromis niloticus (Nile tilapia) is the source of this 4235-nucleotide messenger RNA. RefSeq names its product transmembrane protein 117 (gene tmem117). The transcript has 8 exons. The record is from RefSeq and is a predicted model, not a curated record. Gene Ontology annotation, biological process: intrinsic apoptotic signaling pathway in response to endoplasmic reticulum stress. NCBI's taxonomy places the organism in Eukaryota, Metazoa, Chordata, Actinopteri, Cichliformes, Cichlidae. Bases 548 to 2110 code for a protein of 520 amino acids.